AUGCGGGUGUCCCGGGAUGGGAUGCGUGUGUUCCGGGAUGGGAUGCGUGUGUUCCGGGAUGGGAUGCGUGUGUCCCGGGAUGGAAUGCGUGUGUCCCGGGAUGGGAUGCGUGUGUUCCGGGAUGGGAUGCGGGUGUUCCGGGAUGGAAUGCGUGUGUCCCGGGAUGGGAUGCGUGUGUUCCGGGAUGGGAUGCGUGUGUCCCGGGAUGGAAUGCGUGUGUCCCGGGAUGGGAUGCGUGUGUUCCGGGAUGGGAUGCGUGUGUUCCGGGAUGGGAUGCGUGUGUUCCGGGAUGGGAUGCGUGUGUUCCGCGAUGGGAUGCGUGUGUUCUGGGGUGGGAUGCGUGUGUUCUGGGGUGGGAUGCGUGUGUUCUGGGAUGGGAUGAAGGCAUCCCUCAUGGCCAGUAUCUGCAGGCCUGGUUAUAGCUCCUUGUCCAAUCACAAGUAUGUUCCUCGGAGGGCGGUGCUCUACGUGCCCGGGAAUGACGAAAAGAAAAUACGGAAGAUUCCAUCUCUGAAAGUAGACUGUGCAGUGCUGGACUGUGAGGACGGUGUGGCUGAAAACAUGAAGAAUGAAGCUCGACUGAGAAUAGUAAGAACUCUUGAAGACUUUGACCUGGGCCCAACGGAAAAGUGUGUGAGAAUCAACUCGGUGUCUAGUGGUUUGGCUGAAGCUGACCUAGAGACAAUUCUGCAGUCCCAGGUUCUUCCCUCUAGUUUGAUGCUGCCGAAGGUAGAAGGUCCUGAAGAAAUCCGGUGGUUUUCAGACAAAUUUUCAUUCCACUUAAAUGGCCGAAAACUUGAACAACCAAUGAAUUUAAUCCCCUUUGUGGAAACUGCAAUGGGUUUGCUCAAUUUUAAGGCAGUGUGUGAAGAAACAGUGAGGAUUGGGCCUCAAGUGGGCCUGUUCCUAGAUGCAGUUGUGUUUGGAGGAGAAGAUUUUCGAGCCAGCAUAGGUGCAACAAGCAAUAAGGACACCCAAGACAUCCUCUAUGCCCGACAGAAAAUUGUCGUCAUAGCGAAGGCCUUUGGCAUACAAGCCAUAGAUCUUGUAUACAUUGACUUCCGGGAUGGAGAUGGACUUCUCAAACAGUCAAAAGAAGCUGCCGCUAUGGGCUUCACUGGUAAACAGGUGAUCCACCCUAACCAGAUAGCUGUGGUACAAGAGCAGUUUACUCCAACCCUGGAAAAAAUUCAAUGGGCUGAAGAACUGAUCGUUGCCUUUGCAGAGCACCAGCGACUGGGAAAGGGAGCCUUUACUUUCCGGGGAAGUAUGAUCGACAUGCCAUUACUGAAACAGGCCCACAACAUUGUUACGCUUGCCACAUCCAUCAAGGAAAAAUGAUCUGUUAAAUGAAGCCCUCCUCAGGCGGGCUGAACGGAUACAGUGGGUUUCUUAAAGACAAGCCACAGUACCCAGGGUGGCUUGCUAGCAUACCGGAUCAGGACCUUGUUUCAUUUACAGUUCGUGUUAGUCACGACUCCCAGCCUCCUUCAUGUCUUAUUGACCAGUUAUUCUAAAAAUAAACUUUCUUCCUUUGGAGUCUAA
Messenger RNA from Cricetulus griseus (Chinese hamster), 1545 nucleotides. Lineage: Eukaryota; Metazoa; Chordata; Mammalia; Rodentia; Cricetidae. The record is from RefSeq and is a predicted model, not a curated record.